AGAUGGCGGCCGAGGCCGAGGCGCCGUCGGGCUAUUUCGUGCGGCCGCUGGAGCGGAGGGGCGGCCCCGAGCUCCGCAUCCACCAGCGGGUGGCGGGAGGGGUGGGCUCGGUGGUCUGGGACGCGGCGCUGGUGCUCGGCCGCUACCUGGAGAGCGGAGCCUUCCUCGGGGGAGGCCGGAGCCGCUUGGCCGGGAAACAGACUAACGCUGGUCUCUCCUCUCCAUUCGUGUGCUGUGACUGCAGAUGUGAGGAAAGCCAAUUGGUUGCACCUUUCUUGGAACAAGAUGAUGGCGUACAUCAUGGAAAAGCGCACGUUACAGUGACAGAUCUUGAAGAGUUGCAAGAUUUGCUCAAUAUGAACAUCAAUGAAAACCGACACUUGGUUUCUGGUUCUAUCCAAGCCAAGGUACUUAAAUGGGGUGAAAUUGUGCACGACAUCCUACCUGAUCCAGAUUAUAUACUUGUGGCUGACUGUAUCUACUAUGAGCAGUCUUUAGAGCCCCUACUGAAGACUAUGAAGGAGCUUUCAGGAGACAAAACUGUUAUCAUAUGUUGCUAUGAAAAGAGGACAAUGGGAAACAAUCCCAAAAUAGAGCAGUGCUUUUUUGAGCUUUUGCAGUGUGAUUUUAUGAUAGAAGAGAUUCCAUUGGACAUGCAUGAUGAGGAAUACAGAAGCGAAGACAUUCACAUUUUACACAUUCAGAGAAAAGGACAUCAUUAGGAAAUCUCUGCCUUGAUCUAACUGCUUUAUUUGUGAUAGCAAACAUUCGAGUAUAGCUGAACAAGAGAGAGAAAGGACAAUUAUUUGAUGCUUACGUUAAAUUUAUUUAAUAUAUAUACACACACACACAUUCACUAUAAAUAAAAGUCAAACAUGAAAGCAGCCUUAUAACUUGUCUUGAAAUGUGACAUAUUGAAUUUUAAAAUCAGCUAUUUGGUUCUUUGCAAUGUUUUUUCUGACUUAUUAAUGUCCUUGACCAGGAUUUGGGUGCAGCACUACUGCCGUUACACAGUGUGUUUUAAACAUUUUUUUAUUACAUGAAUUUUCAAGAUGUACUCUAUGUUAUAGAAAGGUAAUCAUUCAGCAUCUAUUAUUUUGCUGGUCAUUGGGUUAAUUUGAAGCGGGCAGUCAAUUACAGUCUUGGUGCAAGUUUCAAAAAUGUAUUAUUUUUGAACUCUGCCUUAUUCACCAUGGUUCCAUUAAAUAAAAAUGCAUAUUUAAAAAAAAA
This is a messenger RNA of Callorhinchus milii (elephant shark), 1230 nucleotides long. RefSeq names its product valosin containing protein lysine (K) methyltransferase (gene vcpkmt). Lineage: Eukaryota; Metazoa; Chordata; Chondrichthyes; Chimaeriformes; Callorhinchidae. The transcript has 6 exons. Gene Ontology annotation, cellular component: cytoplasm; cytosol. Gene Ontology annotation, biological process: peptidyl-lysine methylation. The coding region runs from base 3 to 722 and encodes 239 amino acids. Gene Ontology annotation, molecular function: protein-lysine N-methyltransferase activity. The record is from RefSeq and is a predicted model, not a curated record.